Messenger RNA from Diutina rugosa, 2880 nucleotides. RefSeq names its product Ngs1p (gene NGS1). Gene Ontology annotation, molecular function: hydrolase activity, hydrolyzing O-glycosyl compounds. The record is from RefSeq and is a predicted model, not a curated record. Gene Ontology annotation, biological process: peptidoglycan turnover; carbohydrate metabolic process. Lineage: Eukaryota; Fungi; Ascomycota; Pichiomycetes; Serinales; Debaryomycetaceae. The coding region runs from base 1 to 2880 and encodes 959 amino acids. The transcript has a single exon.
AUGAACGUGGGGCAGUUGGUAUGUGGCGGCUUCCAGGGGACCACCGUGACCCCGCACGCCACUCGCCUAGUGGUUGAACAGCGAGUGCUGACGAUGAUCAUCUCGCGCAAAAACACCGUCGACGUCAAGCAGACGACGAAACUCCUUCGAGAUCUCCAGUGGUUGGCGUACUCUCAGGGGAACUAUACUUACCCGAUCAUGUUCUGCUUGGACGAGGAAGGUGGUAUGAUGAACUCGUUAUUUGACCCCGAUUUCUUGUCACAGUUCCCACUGGCCAUGGCCCUCUCAGCCACUCAGGACACUGACUUAAUUUACCAAUGUGCCAAAGCGUUAGCGGUGGAGCUUAGACGGAUUGGCUUCUCGAUGAUCUUGGGACCGGUGCUUGACGUGGUGACUAAGCUUAGCCAUCAAUUGGUGGGUGUGAGAGCGUUUGCUACUACGCCUGAGGAUGUGAUCAAAUACGGUCGUCUGUGUGCUAAAGGGUUUCAGGAUGGUGGUCUUCUCACAGUGGGGAAACACUUCCCCGGUAUCGGUAAUGCUGCUGUCGAUUCGUUAAUGGAAUUGCCGAUGAUGGUCGACCUGCUUGAUCAGAUCAGACAGUAUAAUCUGGUACCGUUUGCCCAGCUUAUAAAUGACGGGUUAUUGGAUGGGAUAUCCGCUGCUGGCUGUGGUGUCCCCACUAUUUCUCCUGACGAGACCCACGCGUGUUUGCUGCCGGUAUUGCUUACCCAGUUGCUUCGGCAUGAGCUUGGAUUUGAAGGGUUUGUCAUUUCCGAGUGUCUUGAGAUGGAGGCAUUAUGUCACUCUAUCGGUCUUUCACAGGGGGUGAUCUUAGCGUUGCUGGCAGGGUGUGAUUUAGUGCUUGUGUGUCAAGAUGAAGCAUUCCAAAAGGAAGCGCUAGAAGCUAUAUCCAAGGGGUUAGCCAACGGUAUCCUUGAAGAGGAAGCGGUGGCAACGCUGAUGCGUCGUAUUGAAGCUUUACAACGCCGGUGUCGCCCGUGGUCAGAGAUAUUCCCUCUGGGGAAACAAAAUGAGGAAGCUCUUAUACCGUUCAGAGAAGCAGAACCAGAACUAUGGCAACGCCACCAACUACUCUCGGUGACCGCUUAUAAGAAGCUGAUUACCCUAGUGAGAGAUCUACUGGACACUUUACCGUUAACUAAACACUUACCCGUCUCCGAACAACCUGCCAACGUGCUAUUACUCACCCCACUCCUCACGCCGAUCUACCCUUCAGUCCACGUGGAAAAUGAACCUCAACACAUGUAUAAAGGUGAAGAAGUACUCCAACAUUUUGGGGAUGCCCUCGCCAACCACCCGGCCAAUUUGGGCGACCGCCGCCGCUACAACGUCCUCCACACCACCUAUACCGCCAACGGGCUCACCCAGCUCCACGAGCUGCUUAUUGCCAGGCUGAAGGUGGUGAUCGUGCUCACGCUGGAGGCGCUGCGCAACAUGUACCAAAUUGGUAUCGUGAAGUACGUGCUGAUGCUUUGUGGGGCUCUGCCGGCGCAGGUGCUGGCACUGCUGCCAGCUCAGCUUAGCAAGCCUCUUGUGGUUGUGGCGACGCUGCUGCCGUACGACUUCUUCUAUAACCGCAGUUUGGGGCUGGCCUACCUCUGUUGCUACGAUUAUACCAACCAGGCUUUGGACCAAUUGGUGAAAGUGCUUAUGGGCGAUGAUAUCGCCGAUGGCUGUGUUCCUGGAGAAGAGAAGUUUAUCGGCAAACCUAGAGCGCAAGUACGGCUGCCGCUGAAACCUCACCGACGGUGGCUUGUCGAUGAAUUUGAUUUGACACGUGACUGGCAGGGUCUCCUAAAAUUAUGGGAAGCUAGUGCCCAUACCCCCGAUGACCGACACGCCUUUGACUACGGGUCUGAUGGGUUCUAUAAGCGACUUUACGCUCUUUUGGCCACCCGGGACCCAUCCCAAGGCCCGCAACGCCACUUUGUCGUCCGCAACUCGCUGUUGAACAUCCUUUACGGUGCCGCCCUCACCUGGGUCGACGACGACCACCGGGGACACCUUGUGUUCAUCGUGGUGGAUAAACUGAAGCGGCUCCAGCUGAUCGGCAAGAACUUAUAUACCCGUGCCGUGCGUUAUUUGGUGAAAGAGAGAGGGUGUGCUACCGUGCAAAUGGGGCUGUCGUUCCCCAUGGUAUCACCGAACAGUUCCACUUCUCCACUGGUGAAAUCGUUCUUGCUGCUGCUCCAUUGGCAACCUCAGAAAUUGCCCAAAAAGUACAUCAUGGUGCUCAGAAACAUGCCUCAAUGGCAAGUACCGAAAAAGAUCUUUAGGGAGUUGAUGAUUGUCGGUGUGAGGUUUGAUAUCUGUGCCGAUGCCCUGAAAUUGAUGCCGAUGGUAGCACAAACGUGUGGCACCACCAAAGCCCUCUAUCUUGAAGCCAUACGCUUAAUCCACAGUAACGGAGUCAAAAUCGUCACUGCCCUCGAACCGACAAACCAGCUGGUAAUUGGCCUGAUUGUGUUGUUCACCAAUAAGCUGCAAUUGCUGAAAUACUUCCCGUUUAUUGACGACUGUGUUGUUUCUGGUUCUGGAAGGCCUCCUAGAUUAGGCCUGCUGGAACUGCUUUCAACACUUACUGGCGAUCCGUCGGUGGCAGCGGCGGCACCGGUAGCGGGGAUCGUGGCUCCGUUAGUGGACCUGCUGUACUCAAACCUUACUGAAAUCCUCAAGUAUGGGCUCAUAUGUCUGGGGAUCACAUUGCUCAAACUGCUGGAGAGUGAUAUGGACGCGUGUGUGAUGAUUGGUGUUGAAGAUGGUAAGAUGAAGGAAGGCGCCGCCGAAAUCGGGUUUGCCGACUGGAAACUGUUCCACGAUGGAUAUGGUGUCAAAGCAGCCUCCGAACUCGCCCUCUAA